GAAAAAAGGGCUUUCAGGACAACCGACGAUCGCCAUCUUUGACACGUCUGAGGCGCGGUGAGCAUUGCGUGUUAACUUCAAAACCCUUUUUCGUGCUAUUUGGAAUACUUGUUCGAUAAUAAGGAUCGAUGCCUCAUUUUCAUAACAACCGUGGCGGAAUGGGGAUGAGUCAAUUCCAGCCUCGCCGAGGCGGUGGAGUCGGCGGUCCUAUGCGGGGAAGUAUAAUGGGAAGCCCCAAUUUUAGAAAUCACCCUUUCCAGAACCCGAACCCGAACCGUCGGGGAGGAAACAACAACUUCAACCGUGGACAGCAGUCGAGCCCCCAAAAGUCACAAAACAACCAAGGCAUGCAGGGCCUCCCACCGCCGACUCCCGGGCCCGCUCUCACCAUGAAAGGCCCGAUGGACAAGAAGCAGGAGCAAGAAAAGCCGACAACCCCCACAACGGAGCCGAAAGUUCAGCCCAAGCAAGAAAUCACAUCUCCCCAACCGAACCAGACCAACAAGACUCCGCAGCUCAAGUCACCAACUCAAAAUGCUAACGGCCCGCAACUACCCCAGCAGCAGAAUCCAUCUGCUCUCGUGAGUCCCAAGCCAGGUCCUCAGCAAAACCAACAAAAUCAGAAAGAAGUCCCUCAAACAAACCAACAAACCCAGAAGCCUGGACAACAACAAAACCAGAAGCCUGGACAGCAACCGAACCAGCGGCCAGGCCAACCGCAAAAUCAACAGACCCAGAGAGGAGGGCAACAACAAAAUCAGCAGAACCAGAGGCCUGGACAACCGCAAAAUCAAAGGGGAGGCCAACAAAAUAAUCAGCCGAACCAAAGGAUGGGUCCGCAGCAGAACCCGCGGCAAGGCAUGCAAUCGCAAAUCCAACAGAACCAGAGGAUGGGCCAGCAGCAGAAUCAAAGGCCAGGCCCAAAGACUGGGCCCCAGAUGAAUACAUUUAAUAAACCGGUGCAAGGACAGCCGCAGCAGCUGGACGCCCCGGGUACAAGCACGGCGCAAGGGCAACCACAGCAGGAAUUCAAGGCGACACUGUCCAUGCUGCUGAAACCUGGCGAGAAAUCCUACACACAGCGGUGCCGUCUGUUUGUCGGAAACCUCCCCAAUGACAUCACUGAGGAGAAUUUCAGGAAGAUUUUUGCCAAGUAUGGAGAGCCCAGUGAGGUUUUUAUCAACAAAGGAAAAGGCUUUGGUUUCAUCCGACUGGAGUCCCGUGCACUUGCCGAGAUAGCGAAAGCCGAAUUGGACGACCUUCCGAUGAAAGGCAGAAGCCUCCGCGUCCGCUUUGCCACACACUCUGCGGCCCUCUCCGUCAAGAACCUGUCGCCUUUCGUGUCCAACGAGCUCCUGGAGGAGGCCUUCUCCCAGUUUGGGAUGAUUGAGAGGGCCGUCGUCAUUGUUGACGACCGCGGGCGCUCCACCGGCAAGGGCAUCGUGGAGUUUGCCUCCAAGCCGGCAGCCAGGAAGGCCCUGGACCGGUGCAACGAGGGCGUCUUUCUGCUCACCACGUCACCAAGGCCCGUAGUUGUGGAGCCCCUUGAACAGUGUGACGAUCAAGAUGGACUUCCAGAGAAGCUGGCACAGAAGAACCCCAGAUACCAAGUGGAACGCGAGGAACCCCCUCGCUUUGCCCGCCCCGGCACCUUUGAGUUUGAGUACUCCAAACGCUGGAAGUCAUUGGAUGAGAUGGAGAAGCAGCAGAGGCAGCAGGUCGACAAGAACAUGAUGGAGGCCCGCGAGAAGCUUGAGAGCGAGAUGGAGGAGGCCUACCAUGAGCACCAGGCCAACAUGCUGCGUCAGGAUCUGCUGAGGCGACAGGAGGAACUGCGACGCAUGGAAGAGAUGCACAAUCAGGAGAUGCAGAAGAGGAAGGAGAUGCAGUUGAGACAAGAGGAGGAGCGUCGCAGGCGAGAAGACGAGAUGCUUCGCAAGCGCGAGCUGGAGGAGCAGAUGCGUCGCCAGCGCGAAGAAAGCUACAGGAUUGGCAACUUCAUUGACAGGGAGAGAGACAUGCGGAUGAGUUCUGGUGCUGCCCUGGCUAUGGGAGAUAUGGCCUAUGGCACCGUUGGCCAGGCCUACGCCAUGAAUGCGAUGGGAUAUGAGGCCCAGCAGGCAAUGGGAGCGUCUCCGGGAUCCCAGAUGAGCAAUGAUAUGCGCAACGAGCGCUACGCUCAGGGCGGCCCCCGAGGAAUGGUGCCCGGUAACGGCGCUUAUGGCAGGGUCCGCGAAGAGUUUGACGUCCCCCCUAAAAAAGCGCGUUUUUAAACGCUCCUCGCUGCAGCAUAUUUGUUUUGUACAGAUUCUUCUCAAACAAACAAAAAAGAAAAAGCGCGUUUUUAAACGCUCCUCGCUGCAGCUUUUUUUUUUUUUUUUGUACAGAUUCUUCUCAAACAAGUAUGAUGACUCAGUUUGUAUUUAAGUUCCAAAUGUUCCAGCUUGACACUUCAUUUUAUGACCAAUUUACUCCUUUUUUUUAUUUUGUAUUGCCAGUAGUUUAGGAAGAUUAAGUUUCCCUUUAGCUGUAUUUUACCCCCUGUAUAAUUAUUUUUGUAGAUGUACUGUGUUCUGUGCUUCGUCGUCAACUGUACUUUUUCUUCUCAAUUCUCCAUGGCUGUGUUUGUGCCAUUCACUUCAGAGCAUGUUACAAUAAAGACAAAAAAAUGGGUUCCAUUUGGCCAAACCUAAUAUUUAUUCUUGCUGCGUUGUUCAUAAACAACCGAGCUGCAUUUUUAGUUGGUAGUUAUGACGACAGACGUCAUAUUUUACUUUGACUCGUGAGAAAUCCUCAAGGCGCAAUUGCAGAGGCAGUCAAAGGACAAUGCCUUGCUCAAGGGCACCUUCAAGGUGGCCAGAAAGCAGACUAUCAUCUCUCUAACAACUGCGUGACCCAAACUCGCAAACGUUGUCUUGAUUGCUUGGUCAGAAGAUUGAUAUUGAUCUACUCGGCAAUCGAUAUCGCUCCUUACUGCUAUCGUACUUGACCACUCUGAUGCUUCAUAGCAAACAAUUCUGCGACAACAACUUGAAUCUGUUGAUUAUAUUUUACAUCUUUGUCAAAGUUGGAGUGAGAUACCCAUCUUGUCAAGCACAGUCUGAAGACCAAGUCUGUUCUGAAGGACAGUUCUGGCACUCGUUGAACUCUCUCUGGACACCGCCAUUGAUUGAUUAGCUUACACCGGAUUCACACAGGACACUGAUGAUCGGAAUCGGAUUAAGAAAGUUUAAAAAAAAAAAAGGGGAGGGGGGAUGGUUAGUGCCCUUAGAGUGGACAACCGGACAACCGACAAACCAUCAUCUGUUGACCAGAUCAGCGCCGCUUUCUACAUUCCAGGAUUGGUUGUUCCACUGUGGCUUAUGCUUGUAGAACGCUUUGAAAAGGUAAAAAAAAAACAAAAAAAAACUCCCACUAACAUAUUUGUUGUACAGCCAUCAUGGCUGCUGCCUUCAUUUCUAAAAUAUUUGAUGUUCUUUGGGCAUCCUUAAUGUGAUAUGAUGGAACGGCUCGACGGCACACGUUUUAAAUAAUCUGUGUCGUAUUUUCUCUUUCAUUGAGCUUCCCUCUAAAUUGCUUGAUGGGGCGAUUCGUAAGUGGCGCUCAUUUUCAGAUAUUAAUCUGAAAUCCCUAAAUUAAAUUAAAUUAAAAAUACAGCCCAGUUUGGCCCACAAAUGGCUUUUAAAACCAAUAGAGGACAUUUUUAAAAUGCAUCUGUAGAGAAUGUUUUCAUACACCAAGUAGAUUCUAGUUGUAUGUUUUAGCUUUUGGAUGAUCCAUCUGUAGUAUAUUCUGCAUUGUUGCUUUGACGUGCUCUUUGCAUUCUUUCUUUAACAGGUUUGACGGACUAUAAAGGUUUUGGACUGUGGAGGAAAUUGAGGCUGUGUAGUGCUUUAGCAAAAUGCGUUAAACCUCAAGCGAGAGAUGCGAAGGUAGAUUGUGACAGGCUACAUUUGGCUUUUGAAGUCAGUGUAGCGCCGUUGGAAAUUUGGUAGGUAACUGCGCCAUCCGUAAAGUGCAUGAUAAACUGGAAUGGUGACUGACGUCUUCUCCAAUACGCAAGUCACUUAAAAAAUUGACAACAGUUUGAGUGCUUGCGUGUAUGUUUAUAUCAAUAUGUAGCGUUUUAAAGACGAGAUAAAAUGUCGUGUUGGUCUGAUUU
Molecule: messenger RNA, 4162 nt
Organism: Syngnathus acus (greater pipefish)
Lineage: Eukaryota; Metazoa; Chordata; Actinopteri; Syngnathiformes; Syngnathidae
Gene: sfpq
Product: splicing factor proline/glutamine-rich
Exons: 10
Coding region: 129-2273 (714 amino acids)
Biological process (GO): regulation of DNA-templated transcription
Cellular component (GO): nucleus
Molecular function (GO): RNA binding
Source: RefSeq, a predicted model, not a curated record